Molecule: messenger RNA, 741 nt
Organism: Microtus ochrogaster (prairie vole)
Lineage: Eukaryota; Metazoa; Chordata; Mammalia; Rodentia; Cricetidae
Product: phosducin
Biological process (GO): regulation of G protein-coupled receptor signaling pathway
Cellular component (GO): photoreceptor outer segment
Source: RefSeq, a predicted model, not a curated record
AUGGAAGAAGCCACAAGCCAAAGCAUAGAGGAAGACUUUGAAGGACAGGCUACACACACAGGACCCAAAGGAGUAAUCAACGACUGGAGAAAGUUUAAAUUAGAAAGUGAAGAUAGUGAUUCAAUUCCACCCAGUAAGAAAGAGAUCCUCAGGCAAAUGUCUUCUCCUCAGAGCAGAGAUGACAAAGACUCAAAAGACAGAGUUGGCAGAAAGAUGAGCAUUCAAGAAUAUGAACUAAUUCACCAAAACAAAGAAGAUGAAAACUGCCUGCGCAAAUACCGUAGACAAUGCAUGCAGGAUAUGCAUCAGAAGUUGAGUUUUGGGCCUAGAUAUGGGUUUGUGUAUGAGCUGGAAACAGGGGAGCAGUUCCUGGAGACCAUUGAAAAGGAGCAGAAGGUCACCACCAUCGUGGUGACCAUUUAUGAAGAUGGCGUGAAGGGCUGUGAUGCACUCAACAGCAGCUUAGCCUGCCUUGCGGCGGAGUACCCAAUGGUUAAGUUCUGUAAGAUAAAAGCUUCUAAUACUGGUGCUGGGGACCGCUUUUCCCCAGAUGUUCUCCCCACCCUGCUUGUAUACAAAGGUGGGGAACUCAUCAGCAAUUUUAUUAGCAUUGCCGAACAGUUCGCCGAAGAAUUUUUUGCUGGAGAUGUGGAGUCUUUCCUAAAUGAAUAUGGAUUACUACCAGAAAGAGAGAUGCAUCACCUAGAGCAGACCAACAUGGAAGAUGAAGAUGCUGAAUAA